Megalops cyprinoides (Indo-Pacific tarpon) is the source of this 4789-nucleotide messenger RNA. It is a transcript of the gene igsf9ba, whose product is annotated as immunoglobulin superfamily, member 9Ba. NCBI's taxonomy places the organism in Eukaryota, Metazoa, Chordata, Actinopteri, Elopiformes, Megalopidae. Gene Ontology annotation, molecular function: protein binding. Gene Ontology annotation, biological process: cell-cell adhesion. The coding region runs from base 210 to 4523 and encodes 1437 amino acids. The record is from RefSeq and is a predicted model, not a curated record. The transcript is spliced from 20 exons.
GGUGCAGGUGCCCUGUCUCUCGGAGAGAGGAUGCGAACGGAAAGAAGGGGAGGGAAGGGGAGCGCUGAAGAAAACGUGCACGGGGCAUGAAUAAAAGGGAGUCAGCGGGAGAUUGUGUGUUCGCCGUCAGAGGGGCUCGGCUAUGAAAGAUUUACUGAAAGGGGCACUUUGAGAUAUGAUGAGGUUUCUCUCUGGUCGGCGAUAGUACUAUGAUUUGGUAUGUGGCCACUUUGAUAGCAAGUGUAUUCAGCACGAGAGGAACGGCAGCUCAAGGUGCCCACGGAGUCCGAGACGAGCCCCAGUUUGUGACGGCGCGCGCUGGAGAGAGCGUGAUCCUGGGGUGCGACGUGUCUCACCCGCUGAACGGCCAGCAGACGCCCUACGUGGUGGAGUGGUUCAAGUUCGGAGUGCCCAUCCCCUUCUUCAUCAACUUCCGCUUCUACCCUCCUCAUGUGGACCCGGAGUAUGCGGGCCGCGCCAGCCUGCAUGGGAAGGCCUCGCUGCGGGUGGACCGGGUGCGAUACGAGGACCAGGGCUGGUACGAGUGCAAGGUCCUGAUGCUGGAGCAGCAGUACGACACCUUCCACAACGGCAGCUGGGUUCACCUGACCGUCAACGCCCCUCCGACCUUCACAGACACACCCCCGCAGUACGUGGAGGCGAAGGAAGGGGGCAGCAUCACCUUGAGCUGCACAGCGUUCGGGAACCCCAAACCCGUGGUCAGCUGGCUCAGAGAGGGAGAAGUGCUGGUGGACAGCGAGAAGUACAAGGUAAGCGAUGGGAGUGUUACGGUGCGAGCGAUCAGCCGGGAGGACCGAGGUGCGUACACCUGCAGAGCACACAGCGUCCAGGGAGAAGCUGUCCACACCACCCGGCUGCUGGUACAAGGGCCGCCAUUUAUCGUGUCUCCACCCGAGAACAUUACCGUAAACAUAUCCCAGAAUGCACUCUUCACCUGUCAAGCAGAGGCGUAUCCCGGCAACCUGACCUACACCUGGUUUUGGGAGGAAGAUAACGUCUACUUCAAGAAUGAUCUGAAGCUCAGAGUCCGCAUCUUGAUUGACGGGACCCUCAUCAUCUUCCGGGUGAAACCAGAGGAUGCUGGGAGAUACACCUGCAGCCCGAGUAACAGCCUCGGACACGCGCCAACUGCGUCUGCGCAUCUGACUGUCCAAUACCCUGCCAGAGUCGUGAACAUGCCACCCAUCAUCUACGUCCCGCGAAAACUGCCAGGAUUCAUACGCUGCCCAGCGGACGCCAACCCGCCCGUGACCUCCGUGAAGUGGGAGAAAGAUGGCCUCCCUCUGAGGGUGGAUAAGUACCCCGGCUGGAGCCAACUGGAGGAUGGGAGCAUUCGUGUGGAGGAGGUGACAGAGGACUCUCUCGGCACCUACACUUGUGUGCCUUACAACAUCCUGGGCACCAUGGGGCAGUCCCCCCCGGCCACCCUGGUGCUAAAGGAUCCCCCUUAUUUCAACGUGCGCCCCGGGGGGGAGUACCGUCAGGAGGCGGGGAGAGAGCUGGUCAUCCCCUGUGCUGCUUCCGGAGACCCAGAGAUCCCGGCCAUCACGUGGAGAAAAGUAGGGAAGCCCAGCAGAAGCAAGCACAACGUCCUGCCUAGCGGCAGCUUACAGUUCACCUCCCUCAGCAAAGAGGACCAUGGCGAGUGGGAGUGUGUUGCCACCAAUGUCGUCACCAGCAUCACUGCCAGCACACGCCUCUUUGUCAUCGGCACAAGCCCCCACGCCCCCACCAACAUCCACGUGUCCGUCUCCAUGACCUCAGCCAACGUCUCCUGGCAGCCCGGAUACGAUGGCGGAUUCGAGCAGACAUUCUCAGUCUGGGUGAAGCGGGCUCAGUUCGGACCCCAUGACUGGCGCUCCCUGCCCGUCCCCGGGACGCAGAGCUGGCUGUUGGUGCAGGGGUUGGAGCCUGAGACGGCGUACCAGUUCAGCGUGCUGGCGCAGAACAAGCUGGGCACCGGCCCCUUCAGCGAGGUCGUCACUGUGAACACACUAGUAUUUCCUAUAAGUACCCCUGAAACAAUGGUGCUGCUGACCCCACCACGGUGCCUCACAGCCAAUCGGACGCAGCAGGGAGUUCUGCUGACGUGGCUCCCUCCAGCCAAUCACACGUCACCGAUCAGCCAUUACAUCAUGGAGUUCCGCCUGGGAGAGAGGUGGGAAGUCCUGGACGACACCAUCCCCGCCGGGGAGACUGAGCUGAUGGCGAAAGAUCUUGUUCAGGAGGCGUGGUAUGAGUUUCGAGUGAUGGCCGCCAUGGACGAUGUCAUCAGCGAGAGCAGUAAUGUUGUGGGAGUAUCGGGCUCAGAUCUCUUCGCUACCCCAGAGAUGGCCGACGACGGCCUGGCACGGCCGGUGGUGGCGGGAAUCGUGGCCACCAUCUGCUUCCUGGCGGCUGCCAUCCUCUUCAGCACUCUGGCGGCCUGCUUCGUCAACAAGCAGCGGCGGCGCAAGCUCAAGCGCAAGCGAGAUCCUCCUCUUUCAAUAACACACUGCAGGAAAAGUAUGGAGACGCCGUCAUCGUCGGGGAAGGUGAGUCCAGAGAGUGAGCGUUCCUUCCGGGCCCCGUCGGAGUCGUCAGAUGACGGUCACGGCCUGCACGUGCGGAGGAUCCCGAGCCCCGCGAGGGAGAAAGAGCUGUCGCUCUACAAGAAGACCAAGCGCGCCAUCGCCGGCAAGAAGUACAGCGUGGCCAAGCACGAGGCGGAGGCCACCACGCCCAUCGAGCUGAUCAGCCGCGGCCCCGACGGACGCUUCAUCAUGGACCCGUCUGCCGGCGAGGCCCCCACCCGGCCCCGCCGCAUCGAGGGCUUCCCCUUCGUGGAGGAGUCGGACCUGUACCCUGAGUUCCGGCAGUCGGAUGAGGAGAACGACGACCCCGGGCCCAUGCCCCCGAUGAUGCCCACCCUGAGGCCCCAGAUCUCCCCCAUGUCCUCCAGCCAGGAGUCCUACAUGCAGCCCCCAGCCUACAGCCCGCGCCUGCAGCGGCCCACGGAGGGCAUGACCAUCACGGAGGCUGGCCGGCUCCAAGCCGUGGGACAAAGCCGAGUCCCGCGGCACUUCCCCCAUGGCCCGUUUUACGGUUACCGUGGCAGCCCCGGCGAGACGGAGUUCCCUCCCCCCUUCUACAUGCCUGAGGUCAGCCCCCACAGCUCCAUCAUGUCCUCGCCCCCUCCGUUCGGCUACCCCGCCAUCCCGGAGGAGAGCGUGGAGGGUGACGCCGGGCACUACGCGGCGUCCGGCAGCACCCUCCCCCUGACGCACACCCCUUCCACCCGCUCCCCGGAGACUUGGCAGCAGCCCGAUUUCCCCUUCGCCGGUCUGGAGGGGCCUCACCUUGUGUUCCCUCCCCACCACCCCCUGCAUCCGCAGCGGGACCUUCCCGAACCCCCCCCGCCGCCUCCCCAGGGCUUGCCCCCCGGAGGCCUCCACCUUUCCUCCCUGCAGUUCCCCCCGUACCCCGGCACCCUGCACCUGGAGGCCCCGAAAACCCGCCCCAGCAAGUCUCCCAGCAAGGCCAAGCCCCAGGGCCUUCCAGCCAAGCAUUUAACUAUGCAAGAGGCGCAGAGUCUAGGGCAGCUAAGACACACCAGCCACGGUUUGGGUGUACCGGUGUUGCCUUACCCCGACCCAGCUUCCCACAGGAGUAGCCCAAGCACAUUCGGCGGCCCGGACACCCGCUGGUACGACCCGCAAUCCCGGAUGAGCCCACGGACGGCGCGUCGGGCGGCAGACCCCAGCCUGCACCAGGUGGUCCUCCAGCCAUCGCGACUCUCCCCUCUUGCCCAGAGCCCCCCCAGCUCUCAGGAUGGAUCCCCGGAAAUCGUGGUGCGCCCCCGGCCCCGCCCGAGUGCCUCCCAGCCCGCCCCGCCCGCGGAGACGUCCGAGAUCACCCUGCAGCCGCCUGGCGCCGUCAGCUUCUCCCGGCGGGCGUCGCCCGCGACCUCGCCCACUGAGGGGCCGUCGGGGGGCCGCCAGGCGAGCCCUAGUGUCCGUGCUGCCAUGGCGUUUGCCACCGCCGCAGCCAGCUACCCCUCGCAGUCCCCCUCGCCCCCCACGGAGAGCAGCGACAUUUUCGGGCAGGUGCCGUCACAGAGGAGGACAGACGAGGAGAUCCUGCCGUCCGAGCCCUCCCCCCAUCAGCUGUCGGCUUCAGGGAAACAUCUAGGUGCAUCGAGUCCCCCUGCAGGGUCUGAGAGUGUUGAAGCACUGAGGUACCGACGGGUUAAAAAAGCCAAAAAGGUGGCCACCAACAACAACAACUCCAAAUCCAAGAGGAAACCAGGUGUGUCCACCUCUCAGACCAGGCAGCUCCACGCCUCUCAGGUUCUCCAGCCCGAGGAAGCUCUCUACCUCCGCAAGAAGAAGAAACGGUUCGCCAGGCAGGACCCCUACGCCCGCCUCUCUGCCCUGCUGUACCGCCGCCCACCGCGGGACGACCAGAAGGCCAUCCUGGCCAGCAUGGACACGGCGGAUUCAGACAACAUCACCCUCCUGUGAGGCUGCUCAGCCUACGCGACAACCCCGUCCUGAAACCUACGGUCCCGACCCUCAGCACGUACAGUACUGUCCCUCUCCAAAACCAACUAAUGCUUUUCCUGUCAUUCUCCUCAAAUAAUUUACAAAGGAUAAUUUUUUAUUACCCCCCCCCCCCCCAUCUUCCCAAAAGUUUUACUCCAGUGCAAAACAUAAAUUCAGAACAACAUUUAAGAGUAAAAUACAGGUCACUUCUCACAGGAAUGCGCAGUUAUUCAACAUUAACACAA